CAUCGGCGAGUUUUCCCCAAGUGUUUGAGUAGGGAGGUAGUUGAUACCAGGUUUUGUAACGCCAUAGUGUGUUAUGCAGGGGUCAUCGCGGACGAGCGUAGCUUCGUGUUAGAGUUCUAUCUAUCAGCAUGUUAAAAAGUCCCAGCAGGAAAACUGCGCUCUCCGCAGCAGGAGCGGCCGUCACCUGCGUGGCGCUGCUCGUGGUGCUCGCGCAGCAGCGCAGGAGCGCGCCCCGUGACGCGCGCGGGGACGCGGAGGUGGGGAUGCGCUCACUACAGAGUGUGGCCGAGGUGGAGGUGGAUGGAGGAGUGCAGAGCGACCAAUCAGGCCUGGACGGAGGAAAGAAAAAGGGAUUUUCCGCCUAUUUUUCCAAACUGACGCGGAGCAGGAGAGAGGCUGCGGACAAACCCAACGCUGCGCUCUCGGGCGCUCCAUCCAGCGCGCCGGCUGAAGAGCUGCGCCUCGACGACCUCUUCAUCGCCGUGAAGACCACCAAGAAGUUCCACCAGCCCCGGCUUCACUUGCUUUUGGAAACGUGGAUUUCGAGAAACGUUCAACAGACAUACAUCUUCACAGAUGGGGAGGAUGAGGAGUUGAAGAAGAAAAUGGGAAACCAUGUCAUUAACACCAACUGCUCUGCUGCUCACAGCCGCCAGGCUCUGUCCUGCAAGAUGGCUGUGGAGUAUGACAAGUUUAUUGAAUCAGGAAAAAAGUGGUUCUGCCAUGUGGAUGAUGAUAACUAUGUGAACGUCAGGACACUUGUCAAGCUGCUUUCUCAAUAUCCUCACACUCAGGACUUGUACAUUGGCAAACCCAGCCUGGACAGGCCCAUUGAGGCUACAGAGAGACUCGGGGACAACAAGAUGAGACCCGUUAAUUUCUGGUUUGCCACUGGGGGAGCUGGUUUCUGCAUCAGCCGUGGUCUGGCUCUGAAAAUGAGCCCUUGGGCAAGUGGUGGUCAUUUCAUGAACACAGCAGAAAAGAUCCGCCUCCCUGAUGACUGCACCAUUGGUUACGUCAUCGAGUCAGUUCUAGGGGUUCCACUUACACGUAGUAACCUGUUCCACUCACAUCUAGAGAACCUGCAACAGGUGUCUCGAUUAGAAGUACACAAACAGAUUACACUGAGUUACGGUAUGUUUGAGAACAAGAGGAAUAUCAUCAACAUGAAAGGAGUUUUUCCGGUUGAGGAGGACCCAUCCAGGUUUAAGUCUGUGCACUGCCUGCUCUAUCCGGAUACUCCCUGGUGUCCUCCUCAGGUUACCUAUUAAGGCAACCAGCUCCUCUGUUGUAUCCUCGUCCUGACUGUGCCUCAGUAUCUGAAAGGCACUAGGGACCAGUGUGGUAUUGGCCCAUGUGGCUGCUUUGAUUGACAUUGCAGUGCAACGUGGCCUCUCGUGUUUUUUUUUUUUUUACUAGGCUGCUGUGCGGCCUGCCUUCGGACACUUCCUUCUUGCCUGGUGCGUGAGCUUCCUGUCUGUGUACCAAGCAGUGGGGCCCACAGCCCCUCAGGAAAAAAGGCUUUCAGCACCAAGCUUCACAGGCAAUCAGCUGUGCUUAUGUCCUUCAUAUUGCUUGUAUCCAUUGCAAUUCUCAUAGAAUGUGUUUUUUAAAAUGUGUCCAUGCCUUUUCCUGCCAGCUUUACAUGCUUAGUACAUAUGAUUUAUUUUUUUCUUUUUUAAAAUGCAAUUUAGGAUUUUAAUUUCAGGUCUGUGAUGACAAGCCUGAAAGAGAGAGUAAUUUAUAUAUGGGUGCUUUAUUAAGUUGUAAAGGACUCCGGACAAAAUAUUUAGAUGAAGGGUAAAGCCGUUGUUAGUAUCAUUUUCAGUUUCAAUAGACUUAUACUAUGGUUAUUACCUUUGUAUAGACUGAUAAGUUGAUAAUUUAUAUUUAUAUGAUUUGUGCUGGCAAAAGGCAAUUUCCAGAUGUGCUAUCAGAUUGUUUGAAUCUGUGGUACGUUUGGAUAAAGCACUUUUCUUCCCUUACUGUUCUGAAAAUGAUCGUGAUGACGGGCUUCGAAGCUGAAUGUAACAGAAGCCCAUGUUGAUUUUAAAAAUGCCAAUUCCUGCAUUCAAACAAUCUUGGCAUAUAUUAUUCAUGAGAAUUGGAUAUUGCUAAAUUUCUAAGCUUUAUUCUGAAAAAAACUUUUUCAGAAAGUUGCACAGCUUGGUUGAAUGAACUGCUCAUUGCUUUUGUAAAGUGAUUCUUGCAAAUAUUUCAUCAUGAGUAGACCCGACAUGCCAGCAUGACCAUGGCUAUUAAAAAAAAAAAAGUAAUUCAAAUGUGCAUGAGUCAAAUGAAUUACAUGUACCUGAUGUCCCAGUUGGCCUGCUCCACAUUACUCAUUUGACUUGUGUGGGGUCUCUACUCUUAAUCAUAUAGCAGUCAUGUUAAAACUUUACAUGAGCAAUGGCAAUGUGCCCUAUACAGAGACCGUCUCUGUUUAGUUUAUUAUUAUUAUUAUUUUUUUUUUUUUGUGCAAUGACCCAUAUUGGGUAGACUGUUAUUUUUUAAAGCAGUAUGUAUUUACUGUGCCAUGCUAAAAAAAAAUAAUUGUACAUAAUCGUUUAGAUGGUAUUAUACUUUUACCUGUGCAUCAGGCAUUGUUCUGAUGACUGCUUAUUUUAUCUUUUUUUUUUUUUUGGCUUAGAAUUGUGCUAAUGGCUGUAAUUUAUCCUCCAGUAUCUGGAUUCUUCAAUUGUUCAAAUGCCUUUCUCUCAGGGAUUAACAUCCUGAUGGAGUUACUGUGGUACUCCACUGUGGUAACCAUGCAUUAGCUUUUUAAAAAAAUAAAAUGGCAUACCCGCUGAGAAACUACA
Messenger RNA from Silurus meridionalis, 2819 nucleotides. RefSeq names its product LFNG O-fucosylpeptide 3-beta-N-acetylglucosaminyltransferase (gene lfng). The transcript has 8 exons. Lineage: Eukaryota; Metazoa; Chordata; Actinopteri; Siluriformes; Siluridae. Gene Ontology annotation, biological process: pattern specification process; regulation of Notch signaling pathway. Gene Ontology annotation, cellular component: Golgi membrane. The coding region runs from base 129 to 1271 and encodes 380 amino acids. Gene Ontology annotation, molecular function: O-fucosylpeptide 3-beta-N-acetylglucosaminyltransferase activity. The record is from RefSeq and is a predicted model, not a curated record.